Molecule: messenger RNA, 9760 nt
Organism: Python bivittatus (Burmese python)
Lineage: Eukaryota; Metazoa; Chordata; Lepidosauria; Squamata; Pythonidae
Molecular function (GO): protein binding; phospholipid binding
Source: RefSeq, a predicted model, not a curated record
UUCAGGAUGCGCCCUUCCCUCCUCCCGUUUCUGACCUCGGUGCGUGUAUCUGUGCCUCCCCCCGCAGAUCCCAGGCCCGCGCUCUGAGCGCAGCAUGCCCACCCCGCUGCUCGCCCUCUUGCUUCUGCGCACCCUGCUGACCCGCCUGUUGCUGCUGGCUCGCAAGCGCCUCCUGCCGCUGCUCCGGCGCCUGACGGCCCGCCUGACUUCUCAGCAGUCCCGCGAGGCCAUCCUCACCUGCCUGCUCUGCCUCCUCAACCUGCGCAAGAAGGUGGACGACGACUGAGGCGAACUCCUGGGGGAAGGGGGCGGGCGGCACCCUCUCCCCAAAUUUCGGAGCUCGGGGGUGGCAAUACCAGCGCCCACUUGUCACAGGUCCAGUGCAGAGCCUUUGGGAAGGGAACCUCGUUCGGCGGGAGAAAAGAUUAUUCUCCAGCCACCCGUUUUCCCCAGCAGAAGCGACGUUUAGCUUCUCGUGGGAAAGAGGGCGCUCUUCCAGCCAAAAAGAGAAGGAGUAUUUACCAACUGUACGCCUCUCAAGGGGAAGAUUACAUUUUUGAUCUCAUUUCUUAAGAUCCACCCCCAAACCAUUCCUCCCAACUUCCAGGCUCUCUGCAUAAUUUUUCUUCUCUUUGCUCAGUAAGCCAAGACCAAGCUCCCUCCCUCAAUUUCUGCUCUCUCCGCCUUUGUUUUCCGGCGAAACUGAUGGAUGGUUAGCUUCCUCACAGAGCUACCACUGCCCAGAGACCUGGCUUGGUGGCAGCUGUGUAACUUCUACUAAAAGCCAAAGAAGGUUUGGAAGUCCUCUUUGAACAUUUCAGGAGAAGCUUCACUUGUGAGAGUGCUCCCAGAUGUGUCCGCCUGAGGAGAGGAAGGGCAGAACGGAUCCAAUGGGACAUAUUCUCCACCUCUGAGUUUUUUGCAUGGGAUGGAAGAAGCUGAAGCAACUCUUGUCACUUGUGAUUUUGCCUUUGUUUUUAUGACCUGCUACAAGAGGUCUUCUCUCUCCUACCAAAAGCAGUGUGAAUUAUCAAGACUUGUGUCCUAGCAUUUUCUGGGACCCCUGUAGGGCCUGUGCUAGGGAGACAAUGUCCGGUAGCACAGCAAGGAAGGUCCAGCCAUUCACUAUUAGCACCAAGUUAUCUCUACCCAAGUGUUCCCUGGAAUUUCCAAGAGACAGCUGUACUGACAUUCCUCUUGCUGCUCUGAAUAACCAUGACUUGCACCAAAACCUCAAUGAGUGUGUUUCCCUGUAUCUGGCUCAGACAUCUCUGGAGCCUGCUGGAGGAAGAUUUGAAAGUGCUACUCCUAUUGAAGAGGUGGUCGCCAGUGAUGAUUGUAUCAACAGCAAUUCGCUGUCCCGUUCCAUCAAGAAGAUCACUUUGUCCAACUGGCAUGGAAAAGCUAGUCUAGGGGAAGAAGGGAUAUUCAGAGGCCCUUCUCACGCCAGUGCUGAGAAAAACUGCAACAACAACAACUGCAGAGCAGGAAAGGCACAAUUCAAGGUCUUUCUCAGAAAAGAAGUGGAACCCAAGGAAGAAAAACAGGAUGCAAGAAGCCCCCAGGCUGGUGAUAAUUUUCUAGUUGGCAGAGUUGCAUCUUUUCUGACUGCAAGUUCUGUUGCUGCAUCUCCCUGGAAAGAGUGUGCCAAAAAUACCAAACCAGGCACAGUAGUGGAGCAGAAGCCUUGCAUAGAAAGCAGCACCGGAGUGGCAGACCUUUCCAAGUGGAGCCUUCUCCUAGCCCAGUUCAACUGUGACAUGGUGCAGGCUGAAAAAUGGGUGCGAGGAAAACUCCAUGACCUGAAGGAUGGUUGCAGAUUUCAGGAAUGGGAGCAGAUAGCUCAGAUCUUACAAAGAGAUAUGAAGGAUUUUGAGAAUACCAUCAUCAAACUGAAUCGGAUGGGUGAGCAACUGAUGAUCCAGCCAAAAUCCAGCACAGAGAUAGAGAGACGAUUACAGACACUGCAAGAACAAUGGCAACUGCUGAAGCACAUGGCAACAAAUCAGACUAAAACAGUGGUUGGAUUCAAGAACCUACAAGAGUUCAACCAGAAAGCUGAACAACUAGAAGACUGGAUCAGGCAGAAGGAAGAGAAACCUUUGCUAGCUAUUUUGCUGCAAGAGAAGGCAGAUAAGGUACAAAUUACCCGACGGAUCCUUGACUUAAAACAGGAGGAGCUGCAAUUCCAGGCUGUGCAUGAGGAAUUGAAUAGUCUGGCUCACAAGCUUGAGAAACAAGGGAAAAGUGAAGGCAGAAGUAUCACGACUCGACGCAAGUACCUCAAUAAAAUGUGGCUUCAGCUCCAGAGGACAUUAAAGGAACAUCAUGAAACCCUGCAGCAGGCACUAGAAGCAGCUGCUUUCCUCCAGCAAGCAGAUGUGCUCCUUUCAGCUAUCCAUGCAAAGUUGAGGCAUCUUUAUGGAGAAAGAAAACAGAAUGAAUCUGAGUCAAGUCCAGACCUGGAUAUCCGGGAUAUUGCCAGCCAGGUCAUGAUGCUGGAUGUGACCAUGUCACAGCUUAUAAGCCUUCAUCCCAGUCUGACAGCACAAGUGUCCCUCAAACACCAAGAUAUCAAGGAGAGCUGGGCCCAGUUACAGCAGCUGUUGAGGAGUGAUAAUCCUCCACAAUUGGCUUUAACAAAGGAAAGUAUUGAUUCCUCAAGUCCUAAUCAAGUACUGACUACAAUUACAAAGAAUCCAGGACAAGAUGCUGAAGAGAAGCUAGUGCGGGAGGUGCAGAAGGACACUCCAGAAAUCAUGGCAGAAUGUGUAACAAGCCAAGAGAACAACUCAGAUUUAUCAGGAAGGGAAACCAUCACCAGUGAUACCAAGAGCAGGAGGAAGUUUGUCAGACAGUCAAAGACUUUAAAGGAUCUGCCUCAGCAAGAGGCACACCUUCAGGACAUCUGCCAGGAUGCUGAUGGGGAAAUACAGCAGUUGCUACAUACUGAUCACAGGUGGAGUCCAGAAAUGGAAGAUGCCCUUGAGGAGCUAGGAGAACUAUGGGCUGAAUUAAAAAAAAGGCAUCAAGAAAAUGGCAUGGCAUUGCAAGAAAUUGACACAGCUUUGCAGCUGGUUGGGGAGCUAGAAGCAGCUGAGUGUUGGCUAGAAACUGUAGCAGCCUUGCUUUCUGAGCCAAGAGCAACAAAGAAUCUUGAUGACCUCCAUAGGGAUCUGCAGAAAAUUGGCACCUUGAAGAACAAAGCUGGAGCAUGGGCUACUAAGAUUCACACUCUGCAGGAAGAAAUGCAGAUGGUGCCCUCCUCCGAACACACAGCAGCUGCAGUGAUUCAGAGAAAGAUGGAACGAGUGAAGGAAAAGCUGGCCUGUGUGCAGGAAGCCCUCCAGCGCCAAGCAACAGACUUACAUGAUUCCCUGAUUUUAAUGGAGUUUUUACAGAAUGUGCAGAUGGAUCAGACGCUAAAUCAAAGGAGCCAAAUAAAGGCUGCACCAAACCAGUUCAGUUCCCCAGAAUCUUUGCACCUUGCCUUAGCCCAGAGUGCUCAACAGGGGAACAGUAAGGACAUGAGUACACCACUGAAGGAAUUACAAGAAGCAGUGGAAAUGCUGAACAAUGUAGUGAAGGAACGAGAGCGGGCCUUGAAGGCGGUGACUGAAACUGAGAGCCAGGAGUGCUUUACUCAGGUCAUGAAAGAUAAGGAGGAAAUUAGGCUGAGCUGGGUUACCUCACAGAUUGAAACAAUCCGGGAGAGGACAGAAACCCUAGCUCAGGACAUCAUCCAGGCGGAGAGGAGUUUUACCACAGUGAAAAGUGAGAUGGAUCUGCUUGAUGUGCAGGAUGUGCAGAAAAGACAGGAAGAGAUAGAGAGUGAUAUGUCUCAGCUGGAAGGAAAUAUAGAGGAACUGGAAAGAGCAGUUACUCACCUGGUUCAAGCAUCUGAUGAGUCCAGACGGAUUCUUGAAAUAUUAGAGGCUUGGAAAGAUCUCCAAAAAGUGGUGCUGGAAAAUUCAGUUCAUGGACAGCAGACUGUUCGCUUAUGGCAAUUCUUUAAAGAUUAUCUGGCCAUUAUCUCUUGGACAGAGGAUACCCGGGCACAAAUUUUCUCAGAGAAUCUGAAUGCCCAGGGCCUUUCAGAGGCUCCAUGGGAGAAUCUGAAGAACAGUAUGGAGGCUAAGUUCAAGGAGUUUGAGGAGUUGGCAGCAGCAGGGUGGGAGCUGGUGACUGAAGAGCACUACUUGAGUGAGACGAUAAAGGAGCGAAUGGAGGAGCUACAGAACAUGCUGGGAUGGGUGAUGGUACGAUGUCAAGCACAGUGUUCCCCAAAGGAUGCUGGAAACAAGAAUGAUGAGCAAGAGACUCAGGAUAGCACUCUGAACAUCCCUCAGAACCUCCAAGUUAGUAUGCCACCAAUUGAAGUCAAUUCUACAGCUGAUGUGGCUGAAGCAGAUGGUAUCCUGAACUUUAAGGUGUUAGAGAAAUGUUCAGAAGGACAGCACCAUAAGCCGCAGAAUGAACCAGUCUCCACUGCAUUUGCACUAAACGUUCUUCCAGGGUACAAACAGAGCUUGGAAGAAUCAGGAAAUGGUUUGCCCUUUGAGGUGGAUGUCCCUAAGGGAACUCUGGUUCUAGAACCCUCAGAGACCCCAGUGCUACUUGUGCCACAAACAGCCCCUGGCAGUUUGGGUGGCACAGUAAGCUUGAUCUUGAGCAUUGGGAAGGAAGGGGAGAAAAAGGCUGCAGGAAGCCAGACUGCACCAUCACCAUCAGAAGGACAAGAGACUUUGCACAAGGUGAGCACCUAUCUACAUGUAAAGGAGAAAAAUGGAUGUAGAAAUCAAGACACAGUCUGUGGAAACUCAGCCUUCAUAUCACAAUCUGUUAAGCAAUUGCCUCCCAGAAUUCCUUCUUUCCCAUUUUCCAGGGUAGAAUGGGGCAAAGCAACCUCUCACACCUUGCCCAAGAUUAGUUCCAGCUGUUCAAAGAGCCCAAAAGGAAAAGCCAAAGCAAGGACAGGAGAUAUCCAGCUGCUCACUUUGCAAGGGAUUAUGGGAACAAAAGCAAAUUAUCUGCAAGAAGAGAGGCAUAGUAUGAGUAACACUUGGCCACCUAGAUGCAGCAGGAGAGUGCAAGUCCUACAGGUAUUGUCCCUACCACAAAGAGAGCUGAUGGAUUAUAUGAAGAAUCCACUGGAAUGGGCUAUUGAUGCUGAAUGUGAUUUAGUUAGAGAAACAUCUGGAAAGCACAUAUUCCUGAAGCAAAACAAAAGUCUUCAUAGUCCCCACUCACCCACCGAAAAGGUGAACACAUGUCAGCAUCUUUCCCUGGGAUCUGUUUUGAGCCUGGAGCUUCCCAAGGACCUCAGUGCCCUAAGAAAUGUCAAUGAUACCAUCAAGGUAGCAAGGGAAGGGAUAACAGAAAGGAAGGGAGCAAACCAGGUGAAUCAAGUGGCCCAAAGGAGUACAGAAGAGGCAAAGUCACAUGAGACCAGUAUCAACCUGCAAAAGGAAACUUUAGGAGGACAGCAAGUAAUGCAUUCAAAGCUUGUGAGAGUAGAGGAUGUUUCUCAUAAGCUCCCCAAGACUAAGAAAGGCACUUGGUUUGAAGAAGUGAAAGUUAACCCAAGCUAUGGCAGGCAGAAAACUUACUUUGUUGCUUCUAGUGGAGAGGUCAGGCUGCAUUCUACAAGUCAAAACAAUUCCUGUGAUGAUUUUCUAGAUUCCAAGCAGAACAAGCUGUCUCAUAUCAGUGUACUGCAUGAGCAGAUAGGUUUGGAGUGGGAUAAACUAGGUGCCUCACUAGGUAGAACUUGUAGCUCCAAGGAGAAACAAGAAAAAGAUCUAGAUGAUAACAGAACCAAAGUUCAAGAUGCUUUGAGAUUGAAACUAAAGUCCACCUCUGUUGAAUCCACAAGCAACCCUGAUUUAGUUUCCAACCUAACCAGAAUUAAAGAUCUUUUAGUGAAUGAGACACCAGAAAAAGAAAACACCCAGUGCUCUGAAGAAAGCAGUACAAGACACCCUCUUUCAUUCCUGCACUUGGGACAUAAAUCCCCCACCCAACCUUCUAAGCUUGAUUGUGAAUUGGGCUAUGAGGAAAAUACCCUGACUCACUCAGAGCUCUGCCCUUUUAAUGUGACCCCAUGGGGAGACAUAACCAAAGGAACAAAGUUGCAAGGCAUGGCAGCAGAAGUUCGUCACCCUGCUCAUGAGAUGUUUGAAGAGGAGGAAGAAGAGCUGCAAGCCAUAUGGAACAAUAUGGAGAAGCAUAAAAGAGGGCCAGAUGUCCAUACUGACCCAGGGAGAAAGAUAGAUAAAGAACAAAGUCCGGGCAGCUCAGGUGGAAAACUUCUCCUGACAUCUGCAGAUAAUUGGUUGAUAGCCAAGUUCAAGCUUCCCACUUCUGCCGAAAUGCUACAGAAUUCAGAAGGAGAAAGAAGGGCCAGUCUUGGGGUUGACAAGAGGAAAAACAGACCAAAUCAGUGCAGCAAAGCAGAUACAUCAUCUUGCCAGGAGCUAAGUAAAGUGGCAGCAGCUUCACCUGGAGAGUCAUCACUCCAAAAAAUGUAUCCAGUGGAUCAGCAGAAAUUCCAAGAAGGCAAAUGUGUUAGCAAGAUUCUUCCAAGCAAAUUGGAACUUCAGAUGAUGGAAGGACCUCUGGAAAGAAAGAAUCUGUUGCAAGCAGGAGGCAGAAAGGCAAAUAGUCGCUCCUGGAACACAUUUCAUACAGUUCUGAUGAGACAAACUUUGUGUUUCUACCAGGACAAGAAAGACACACUCAAGCAGAGCUCUGUGAUGGCCUUGCCAUUGAACCUGUCUGGAGCUGUUUGCACCCUGGAAACAGAAUACACCAAAAAGAGCAAUUGUUUCACAUUACAGUUGAAUGACGGCUCCAAGUAUCUUCUCAGAGCUCCAACUGAGCCACUCAUGAAAGAAUGGGUUACAAAAUUACAGCAAAACUCAGGUUUACCUGAAGUGGAUUUCUUCCCAUCAGCUUCCCAGCCUGCUCAAGGGAUGACCUCUGUGGUUAGUGCAAUUCCUGGCCAAGGAGUUGGCCACUUCCAGAGCUUUCAGAAAAAGCUUUCAACCAAGAGUCAAGAAAUCAGGUUUCUGCCCAAGUCAAGUGUAAAGCUGCAGUUGCCUUAUAAUACUCAUAGUGAACCACUGGAUACAACAGCGUCACAAACAGGAAAUGGUCUCAGAUCUGCACCUAUUUAUACCACAGAACAGAAUCUGAAGCAGUGUUCCCCUUUGGAGCCAGCAAGGUCACAAGAUCCUCAACUCUGUCAGGAAGAUGACUGUGGACUGGUGACAGGCAAAAGGCGGUCAUAUUCAUUCACUUCCGCUACAUAUCAGAAGAUCACACCUUUAUCAAAGUCCAAAGAACCCUUGGGGAUUGGCAACAACUACUCUGUUACUCUGUACAUUGGUGAGCAGGCUCCAACUACUCCCCCCCGGCCCCGCUGCCACUCCUUCAUAGCCACUCCCAGUGGAGCCCGAGAAACGGUGGGUGAGCAAAACCAAGGUGCUUCAUCUCGCCAGAAGAACAAAUCCGUCUUCAGAAAAUUCUUUGGGAAGAAAGAUUGAGUUUUCAAGAAAUGGGGAGUGUGGUUCUGAAUGCUGGCAGUGAACCGUCCUUUGCAGGACGGGUUGAGGGUCCUGACUGCUCCAAGAGGUUCUGCUAGUCUGCACCAACCCCUGUAAUUAGCUCUCUCCCAAGAGGGCAGAAAUAGAGGUGGGAGGGGCAUAGGCUUUGCACAAUGAAAUACUCAGCUCUCUAUUCCCCCCAAAAGAAAUCAGCUGAUGGGGUGGAGGGGCAGGCCAGCAAAACAACAAUCAUAUUGAGGCAGAAUACUAUGUAAUUCCAAUCAUUAUGGGGUUUUUCUCUGCAGUGGCAGAAUACUGUCUGUCUGACACAGAGGGAAUCAGGUAAUACAUUCCUAGACACAUACGUUAUUAAUACUAGUAUAUUUGUAUUCAGCCUGGGGAUGGAGGAAGAAAUUAUGUUCCUCCAAUUCCUUCCUAACAGAUCUGUGCAUAAUUCAUGAUGGGAUCAAAAUCCUUCCUUAGAUCCAAUUAUCCAAGCCAUGGAAUUUAUCCAGGCUGAGGGUUGCCCAGCUUUUUCACUUGACUGCUACUUUUGUGCCUUUAACAAGUUUGCAGACAUUAGCAAGUAAUAAUUAUGUGCUUCAUGCAGAAAGAAGUUUUAUCUUUUCUGUUUUUAUUGUUCAUCUUUGUAAAUUAAGCUGGUGUAAACACACUCCAAAACAGGUCACAGCAGGAUAUUUUCUGGUCAGUUGACAACACUGAAUGAGCCCCAAACAAUACAAUGGAAGCCUAAAUUAUUCUUUUGAGAAAAAACCCAAAACACUACAGUACCAGUUUAGAAUCAGCAUACAUGUGACCUACAGUUUUGAGGCUGGUGAAAACUCCUGGAAGAUUUUUUUCAGGUAUUGAAGAGAACCAUUUACCUUUUACUCUUCAGUGUGGAAAAACUCCUCUGAUGCCAAGAAGCUCCUUGUCAUUUAGCUUUCCUUCCUUCAGCAACAUUUAAGGCUGGUUUAAUAGCCAGUUGCGUCUCCUGGAGAAAUAUUAACACCAUAUUAAAACACCAGUUAGUCUGUGUGCUUUCAUUCAAAAUACAUUAGCGUUAACUGAGUUAUGCUUUAACUGCCAGGCUGCUACUGCAUUUAAGACACCUGAGCACAUCCUGCACGCCAAUUAAAAGAGCAGAAAGCCUAGUAUUGGCUUUCCAAAUAAAACAGGAAAGUUGUGGGCAGAUUCCCAGGUAUACUUUGUAGUCCAUCUGGAAAGCAAAACACAUUCUGUGUGAGAACUUGAAAUACAGCCCUUGCUAAAAUCCAAGGGCAACUAAUAACUCAGCAUCUGCUGGUUCCAAAAUAUAAAUUUGCUAGGAUAACUUCAGGGAUUUUCAUUUGGAAAUGGGAGCUCAGUGAGGACUUAAUCCUUUUCAUACCUAUUGAUUCUUCUAAGAAAAUGCCUGUCACUUUUUUUUUUUUUCCUGGUGGAGAAGCCUGGCUGGGGAUAAUUCAUCAUUAAAAUAACAGCAAACUUAACACAUCCGAUAUCCCUUGCUGUAGGGAGGGGGAAAAUGAUGAUCAAGAAAGAGUGCCUGGAGAAGCCCCAUUUCAUGUUUGUGGGGCUGCUCUAGGAUAUCUGGGUCUCAGAUGCAGGAAGGGCUGGUUAACCCUCUGAUAACCUUCAUGUCCAUACUUGGAUGACACAGUUGAUUGAGUUAGUUAAGCCCAAGUACCCCUGCUGUUUCAGGCUAAACUAAUCCCUCUGGGUUAAUUUCUGGAAUUAGUUGGCUUGGUUAAGAUGUGUGCACAACAGACUGUUAAAGCAUGUCCUGCAAAUUGGGAUAAUGGGUCAUGCAAAUCCAGACAAUUGGGUUUCUACAGGAAACCAUAGGUGUGAUUUUCCCAUACACAAAGUUCCAGUUUUGAAAGGUUUAUGAGGCAAACUCAGACUGCAAAUCUGGAACUGUUGGUUUCAAAUUCUGGUUCCUGAUAAUCAGAAAUUAUAGCCACUCUGAUGUUGCGUGGCAUUGCUAAACCUUAAGUAAAUAUGGGACCUUGAUUAAAAGGCCAUGUGGGGGAGGGGUAAGAUGAUGAUAUGCACAUCCUCAUUGACAAUCGGGGCUGGUUUAACAUUAAUAUAUUGAACAUGUAACUCUGCCUCUACUUGUCUCUCAAAAAAAAAAAAUUGUUGCUGUACCCUGUAGCCUAUUUCUGUGGGCAAAGAAAAUGCUGAUUAAAGGAGGAAGUCUGCUUAUUGCA